This is a messenger RNA of Rotaria sordida, 546 nucleotides long. The record is from the annotation of a GenBank genome assembly. Lineage: Eukaryota; Metazoa; Rotifera; Eurotatoria; Philodinida; Philodinidae.
AUGUUCUACUACGCAAUUUUCGUUAUUGUCGCUCUUUUUACGAACGGUUCGACUGGCACACCAACAAAGUCACUGACAGAUGAACCAGAACGUUGUUGUGUACCAAAACAAUUUAGUUCAGUAAUGAGUACAUCAAGUGGUGUGGUUCUUCCAGAUGGUAAAAUAAUCGCCACAUAUGGAACCUACAAUUUUUCAUAUGAUGUGGAUCGUGGUAUGGUUGGAAUGCAAGGUGUAUCAUUUUCGAUAUUUGAUCAACAGAAAUCAAAUUUAUGGAUUAUUGAAAGUAUGAGUGACGGAAAGAUUUAUACAUAUGAUCGAGAUUCGAAACAGUGCUACAAAUCAACAAUGCCGAUUCAUCCAAUUACUUGUAUACCAGAUACAGCAACUUACGUACGUUCGGUUACGUAUGGAUAUGGGGAUAAACAAAUAAUAGGAGAUACAUGGCUUGUAAAAAUCGAUGACGCGAUUACAUAUUCCACAGUUAGUCGUGAUGGUCUUUGCGUUCCAUUGACUGGACAUAGUUUUCUUCCAAACCCAGGUAAAUAA